Messenger RNA from Lates calcarifer (barramundi perch), 3669 nucleotides. RefSeq names its product transmembrane and coiled-coil domain protein 3. NCBI's taxonomy places the organism in Eukaryota, Metazoa, Chordata, Actinopteri, Centropomidae. Gene Ontology annotation, cellular component: endomembrane system. The coding region runs from base 380 to 1816 and encodes 478 amino acids. The record is from RefSeq and is a predicted model, not a curated record. The transcript has 5 exons.
AUACACAGUUUUUGUAUGUUGAAGAGGGGUGUCAGAGUGUGUAUGUGUGUUUUUGGGUGUGUGUAUGUGUGUGUGAAAAGGAGUCAGAGAGAGAAGGAGAGAGAGAGAGAGAACAUGGAUACGACAUUAGGCGUUACUUGUAAACUAGUCCUGGUCUUGAAUUGAAGAACUACCAGCUCCCGGCGGACCAUUAACACGGGAUUAUUAUGCCCAGCGCCAACGUGUCCGUGCGAAGUUUAUCCGAAGUGGAGAAAUACCUCAGCAGCAGCAGCAGCAGCCGGAUGGUGAGUUAUCAUAGAAAGAGUCCUGUGUUCAAGAAGAACAGAUGCCAGAGAGGGGGAGAGAAUGGGAUGAGGACAGAGGCUGAAAUACCCUAGGCAUGCUAGAUCGGAGUACUGAGACCAGUUUUCUGAGCAUCCCUGCAUCGAUGCGGCGAGGAUCUUCAGAGAACAAUCUGGAUCUGGAUCUCAGUGAUGCAAGUCCCGGUCCUGCUCUUGGUUUUGAGGUCCAGCGUAGUCGCUCUUGCUUGGACAACCUCCAGCAGAAGAUACUUAAAGUCACAGAGCAGCUAAAGAUUGAGCAGACAGCCCGAGACGAGAACGUAGCUGAGUACUUGAAGCUGGUGAACAGUGCAGACAAGCAGCAAGUGGGACGCAUCAAACAGGUAUUUGAGAAGAAGAACCAGAAAUCAGCUCAAAACAUUGCUCAGAUGCAAAAGAAACUGGAGCAGUACCAUAAAAAGAUGAAGGACAGUGAAAUCCAUCACAGCCCAUUCCCUCACUCGUCCACUGUCAAACACAGCACCAUACCCAGGGAAUCACCCAGAGAGCUGCUGAGGGAUAUGACUGGCAGUGGCAGACACCCGACCAUGGACAAGAUCAAGACCAUCGGACCAGGUGUGUCCCUCUCCCCUCCUUUCUUCUUCAGCAAGCCCAGAGAGUUUGCCAACCUCAUCAGGAACAAGUUUGGCAGUGCUGAUAACAUCGCCCACCUCAAGACCACUCUGGACGCCUCCUCUCCAUUGCCCACUGACAGUGCGGGAAAGGGGCUGAGUAGCAGCACCUCUAUGGUUGGAAAGCCCAAAUAUCCCAGUGAUGACGAAUGCUCCUCAGGUAGUGCUUCCAUUUCGGCAGACAGUAACGGGAACCCAGCGGGUGGAGGAGGAGUGUCAGUGGGGCAGGCGCAGGGUCAGGGCCUCAGCCAGGGGCAGCCAGCAGGGGGAGACAGUCAGAGCAGACUGGCCCUGAGCCUGGAGGAGGUGAGGGAGAUCAAAGACGCCCAGAACCAGUUGGAGGAGGAUAUGGAGGAGCUAAAGGCUCAGUUCAAGAGAGAGUAUGGCAUCAUCAGCCAAACACUGCAGGAAGAGAGAUACAGGUAUGAGCGUUUGGAAGACCAACUUAAUGACCUGACAGAGCUUCACCAACAUGAGAUGGCUAAUUUGAAGCAAGAGCUAGCUAGCAUUGAGGAGAGGGUGGCCUACCAGGCACACGAAAGGGCCAGGGACAUACAGGAAGCCCUCGAGUCGUGUCAGACCCGAGUGUCCAAGCUGGAGCUCCAGCAGCAGCAGCAGCAGCAGACGGUCCAGCUCGAGAGCCGUGACGCCCGAGUCCUGCUGGGGAAGAGCAUCAACAUAAUGCUGGCCAUCAUCACCGUCAUCCUGGUGUGUGUCUCCACCGCUGCCAAGUUUGCUGCUCCACUCAUGAGGAGCCGAUACCACAUGGUAGUGACCUUCCUGGGGAUUUGUUUUUUGACCGUUUUCUGGAAGAACUGGGACCGCUUACAGUAUUCCAUAGACAGGUUACUGGUGCUUGGCUGAUAAUGAGGAGAACAUACUGAGAACAACAAUAACAUGGACGCUGUCAGUUGUCAGGAUAGGACUGUCUAAGAGGAUUGGUUGUACAAUCGUCAAAAGACAUGCAUUUACAGAGGUCACAGUUUUUUAAAAGUCAGACUGAAAUGAAAUUUUGGUGAUUUUCUUGUCUAGAACUUGAAUGUGUGUAGCUAAUAAUUUCAUUUAACCUUUAAAAUAAUAUUUAUAUAACAGCAAAUGUUGUUACUUUCCCAGUGAUUGCUAAGAAAUCAUCACAAGACACAAAAGGUCAAUUCAAGGAUUAAGAAGGGUGAAGAGAAGUGCAUUUUCACUAUAAUGCAGCAACAUGGGAUUGGGAAAUAACACAUAGAAAAGGUCAAAUUGAGGCAAAUGAUUUUUUGCUUCAUCUUAAGGUUAAUAUCUCUCAAACUAUUGAAGGCAUGCACAUACUUCAAGCUUGGUAUCUUGGCCACAGCUACGAAAUGCUAAGAAGGAAUAGUCGGACAUUUUGGGGAAUGUGCUUAUUUGCUCUCUUGCUGAAGGUUAGAUAAGAAGAACGACACCACUUUCAUGUCUGUGUGGUAAAUACUGAGCUACAGUCAGUAGCUGUUUAUCUUAGCUUAGCAUAAAACAGUAAAACAGUAUAACAGUUAAUGAGGUAUAGGUGGUAGCUGGACUUUGUUACCUUUAGAGAGAGCCAGGCUAGCUGUUCCCCUCUGUUUCUAGUCUUUGUGCUAAGCUAAGCUAAACGGCUUCUGGUCUUAGCUCCAUGUUAACUUUGAGAGUGGUACAGAUUUUCUAUCUUUUGGCUAAAAGAUUAAUAAGCAUAUGUCUUCUUGAAGUAUUGUUUCUGAUAAGAAACCUACAGACUAAAGCACAGAGGAAAAUGACAUCCAUUUUUUUUAUGUGUUUAGUUUCUUUAUUCCUUUUUGCCUUGUCUGCCCUUUGUGGUCAGUCAUCUCUUAAUGUUGCUCUGUGUACUGUUCCUGAUGUUUAAAGUGCAAUAUAUUUGAUUUUUAAGAGCACUGUUUCUAACAUUAUUCUAUUAGGAGUGAGUGUCUCACGUCAAUGUUUUACAGUGACAGUGUGUUGGUGCAAGCAGGGGGGGUGCAGUGAGGGUGGCAUGAGAGAUCCAUAACCACUGAAGCCACUGCUGGGCUGUGAUAAGACCAGCUGUCUCUUCUCUCAAGGGCCAAAAAUCAAUCCAACUGCAUUACUGUGCUGGUAGCACGGUAAUAUCAACACACGCCAGCUCACCAGUUCAGCCACACAUGCGCACACACCCAAACAACAAAAAACAAGAGUCAGUCCCUCGGCUCUUGUGUAUUUACAUGUCUUAUGGGUUUUGCCCAGUUUGAUGUUUGUCUUUUACUAAUAAUGUGAUUGAGAGGCGAUGGGUUAUACUGUGAUUACCAGGCCUUUUUAUGCAGAAAAAUGCAAUUCCCUUUUUUUAAGAAGCAACAAACAGCCUUCAGUGCUCCAAUGAUGACAGAGGAGCACAUUACAGGCUCUGAGUGAUGAACUAUGAGCCUAUUUUAUGGACUGACCAAUGUGUUAUUUCAUUCAUGUUUGUCUCAUGAACAUUGCCUAUGAAGCUACAGACUACUUUUUAAUGUUUGUCUGCCAUUAUAACAUGUUUGUGUUAAUGUUUGUUAUCGUCUCUGUUCUACUGACUGUAUCAUAUUUUUUUAUGUUCCUGUUUUUGACAUAUUUGAGGAAGUUUUUCCUGCAGAACUACAGAUCUGGUUUACAUUCUUUUUUCAUCUCCGGUGCACUGUGUGAUCAAUUAGUUGUAUUUUCAUGCAUUAUGUGCCUUUGUCUGACAAUUUCUGUUAAAUUAAACAAACCUUUUUAAUCAA